Protopolystoma xenopodis is the source of this 345-nucleotide messenger RNA. NCBI's taxonomy places the organism in Eukaryota, Metazoa, Platyhelminthes, Monogenea, Polystomatidea, Polystomatidae. The record is from the annotation of a GenBank genome assembly.
CUUGGAUAUCAUAGAGAUCCGCAGACUCGAGCUGCUUUUAUGGAGGUACUCACCAAAAUUUUGCAACAGGGCACAGAAUUCGAGAACCUUGCUGAGACGGCUCUGGCAGAGCGAUAUGAACGACUUGUUGGCUUAGUCACAAUGAUUGGUGAUAAAGGAGAAUUACCUAUUGCUAUAGCGCUUGCCCAUGUUACACCUUUUGAUAAUAUGGAUGAACUCGCUCGUGUCCUCGUUACAUUAUUUGAUGCCAAAAAUCUUCUUUACCAGUUGUUGUGGAACUUGUUCUCCAAGGAGGUUUGUCACACUUUACAUAUUGCUUUAUUCUCCAUUUCGCAAGGAUUUUAA